AGGUGCUUGAACUGGGAUUUAAUUUCUCAUCCUAUGGAUCACUGAAGGAGUAACAGAUGGCCUUGCCUCGUCUUACAGGCGCUUUACGCUCCUUUUCAAAUGUCACUAAACAUGAGGAUUACAGUGAAGAAUUAGCUGACUUAACGACUAAAAGAUCAAAACUGCAUGAACAGUUGCUGAAGUCUGAUCUUACUUGGAAGAAGAUAAUAAAGUUUGUUGAUGACAAUUUGGACAAAAAAGAACACCAAACUGUAAAUGGUGAUUUAAAAACUAUAUUACAAGCUGCAAAACAAAUAGUUGGAGCUGAAAAUGGACAAGAAGCAAUUGAAAGCGGAGCUGUUUUUCUCUUUAAGACAUUUCACAGGAAAGACUGUGUUGGUCAUGAUGAGACAAAGGCGAUCAAGCAGAUGUUUGGGCCAUUUCCAUCAUCAUCUGCUACUGCAGCUUGUAAUGCCACAUGUCGGAUUGCUUCUCACUUCACUGAAGAACAGCUUACAGCCCUCAUACAGAUGGCUGAAGAGCAAAAUGGUGAUAACAGAGUGUUCUUUGGUAAAAAUAUAGUGUUUUCAUUUGACAUGCAUGAUUUGGAUCACUCUGAGGAGCUGCCUGUGAAUGGUGAGGCUGAUGCGCAGAAAAUUAUAAGCUUAGAUUAUAACAAAUUCCUGAAUAACCAGCUGAAUCACUUACAGAAUUACUGUGAUGAGAAAUCUGAUCUCAAGUCUUUGGAAAAAGUAGAUGAUUCUUUUUUAUGGUGUGAAGUUGGAAAGUAUCUGAAUGAAUCUCAAGGGGGUAGCCCUGGAGGACCAACAACGGAAGACCUCUGCUGUACGUUGUACGAGAUGCUUGCUUCUACCAAAAGUGGCGAUGAACUUCAAAAUGAGUUAUUUGAACUGCUAGGCCCUGAAGGUUUUGAGCUCAUAGAGAAACUCCUACAGAACAGAUCUCUGAUUCUGGAAAGAUCUUUGACUUGUUCAAAUGAUAACAGGUUCCAGACUCUGCAAGAACAGUGCAAGAAGUUUAUAGGAGAAAAUGCUAAGCCCAAUUACGGUUGUCAAGUUACAAUUCAGUCUGAACAAGAAAAGCUGUUAAUGAAACAAUAUCGUCGGGAGGAAAAGCGAAAUGCCAGAAAAGAAAAACAAGCUGGGGAAGAUGGAGAAGUUUCAGGAGAAAUGUGCUUUGAUCCCAAAGAGCUGCGGAUGCAAAGGGAACUAGCACUUCUGAAUGCUCGAAGUAUGCCAGUUCUAGGUAGACAGAGAGAGAUGGACUUCGAAAGAAUUCAUUAUCCGCAUGUUUAUGAUUCCCGAGCUGAAGCUAUGAAAACAUCGGCAUUCAUUGGGGGUGCAAAGGUGUUCUUACCAGAGGCCGUUCAGAGAGAAAACAAUAAAAUGUAUGAAGAGGUGAAGAUCCCCCAUAGUGAACCAAUGCCUAUUGGUAUUGAAGAGAAAAUUGUUUAUAUUAAAGACUUAGAUGAG
This is a messenger RNA of Pelecanus crispus (Dalmatian pelican), 1472 nucleotides long. Lineage: Eukaryota; Metazoa; Chordata; Aves; Pelecaniformes; Pelecanidae. The record is from RefSeq and is a predicted model, not a curated record.